AUUUUUCAUUUGCCUUAGUUUCCCACAUCGCCGGGGCAAGCACUUAAACCCCCCCUUACGUCUCGAUGAGGGUGAUUUUAGGGCUCCAGGAAAUGGAGUCUAUAGGCUUCUGGAGAUUAGGCUAUGGAUAAGACUGCCUUUUUCUUGCAGUUGAUUAAGUUCCCCACAAACUGAGGAGACACCUGUCCUGCAUGGCUGUGAUGUCUAUAAGCCAACCACUCGUUUCUCUUUCCUUUCCUUUGUUCUUGGGCUCGAGGUAAACGGGGCUGGAGCUGAUUUACAGUGUCAGAUCGCCCCCUGGCUGCCUAGUGGAGAAGGGGCUGGGAGUUGGGACCCAUCCCCUCCAGCAUCUCACCCUCUCUGGCCCUCGCAGCCAGUCCCAGAAAGUGUGGCAGCUUGAGCCAGGCAGACCUCCGUCGGUCGUGUAGCCUCGCGUCUUUCAGCCUCAGUUUUUCCACGAAAAAACCCUUGCCGUGGGCCCCGCAUGCAAAUGGGCGCUUUGUGAGGAUGGGCUCCUAUGGUUCCCACUAAGCCCGAUGGGGCAGGAGCCAGAGCACCCCCACUUCAGUGGGGGAGACUGAGGAUGAGAGGACAGCACGUGCUGUGCUGGGCACAUGCGAUGCGGAGGCAGAACUGGAACCCAGGACCCCCAGUCCGGUCCUGGGCGCGGGUAGCCUAGGCUGGCCCCUGGCGGGGGUCCAGCCCCUCCCAACGCACUCGGGAAGCCACGGCCGGGCAGGGCGGAGCCGUGGGUGUCCCUGGCGCCCCAAGGUGCCAAUUAAAUGCUCGUGGCUGUCUGGGGCCAGAGCUGUGGACAGAGGCAUGGCCGAGCUGGGCCCAGAGCCGGGACGCGCCUGGCGGGUGCUAGCCCUGUGCGGGGCUGCGGUGUUCCUGGCGGCCGCGGCAGCCGGCGGGGCCCUGCUGGCCUGGAAUCUGGCCUCCUCGGCCUCCCGGGGACCUCGCUGCCCGGAGGCAGGUGCCAACGCCACGGCGCCCCCCAGGGACCUGGCGCCAGAGGUCGAGGAGCUGCGGCGCCAGCUGGCAGAGGCUACCCAACGCCAGGAGGCCCUGGCCAGACAGCUGAACCAGGCCAACCGUGUCCGUCGGGAGCUGGAGGAGGCACUAAGGGCCUGUGAGGGCCGCCAGAGCCGGCUUCAGACCCAACUGAUGACCCUGAAGACUGAGAUCGAGGAGGCGAAGGCACAGGGGACCCAGAUGGGGGCUGAGAACGGGGCGCUCACAGAAGCGCUGGCGCGCUGGGAGGCGGCGGCCACGGAGUCUGCGCGGCGGCUGGACGAGGCACAGCAGCGCGCACGCGCGGCCGAGGCCGAGGGCGAAGCUUGCGCGGCCCGGGAGGCGGCGCUGCGCGAACGCGCUAAAGCCCUGGAAGCCGAGAUGGGCCCCCAGCGCAGAGUGCCGCACCCCCGAUCCCGCUCCGGGUCCCGACCGCGACCCAGCCCCCGCUCACGUUCUCGCCCAAGAACUUCGGGGGGCUGCCGGCGGCCGGCGCGGCGCGCUCGAGGAUGGGGAAACUAAGGCCCAUUCGAUGACCCAAUGAGAUAGUGCUGAUUUGAGACUUCAGUCCCUUCUGAUGACAGUGUUGCUUCAUCCCACAGGCAUGAAGAGUUAGGGUCCAGGUCCAGCCCUGGCUCAGGAGUGACCUGGAAGGGUCACUUCUCCUCUCUGGGCCUCAGUUUACCUUGUCUGUGUAUCGAGUGAUUAGCAUCAUGUUUGGCGAGCCAGCCUAUCCUUGACAACACAGACCGACCAAGAUGGCACAAUGGGAAAACUACAGGCCCCUCUAGCUAUGAGGAGGGUACAGAAGUCCCAAAUGGAAUUUUAGCAAAAGAGAAUUAAGCACCACAUUUUUAAAAUACAUCACAACGAAGGGGCCUUAUACCUGAGAUGCAGGGAUGGCUCAGUAUUCAGAAGUCUGCUAAUAAGAUUUACCAUGGUGAUGGAUCAAACGAGAAAAGUUCUGAAAAGGCCUCAAAAUGAGGGCGAACGUGAGGAUGACCACUGUGGAGUAUUUAAUAUUGUUCUGGAGGUACUAGCCAACGCACUUAGAGAAGAAAAAGAAAGAAGGGGUAUGGAUAGUAGGAGAGUGGUAGGGAAAUUACAGUUUGGAUCGUGGGUAAGCCCUGUUUACAUAGGUCAAAAAUAAUAGAAAUACCAACAAUUCCAUAUGGCUCAAUUUCACAUUAAUUUCAUCUUUUACCUUAUAUUCGACAUACCUUCAGACUUACAGAAAAACUGGAGGAUUAGUACAAAGAAUUCCUGGAUAUUCUUUAUCCAGAUUCCACAAACAUUAGUUACCACCUUUGCUUUAUUCUUCUUCCUCUCUCUGAACCUCUUCUGAAAAACACACAGAAACGAUGUCUCAUUACCCAUAAAAGUUGAGUAUGCAUUUCCUAAAAACAAGGACAUUCUCCCACAUAAUCACAGUACAAUGAUGAACAUCAGGAAGUGGACAUUGAUAAAACACCAUUAUCUAAUCUACAGACUUUAAUCAGACUUUGCCAACUGUUCUCAUAAUGUCCUUUAUAACAAAAGAAUAUCCUGGCUCACACAUUGUAUUUGUCAGGUCUUCUAGUUCUUUUAAUCUGGAACAUUUCUCAGUAUGUCUUUGCCUUUUAUGACGUUGGCGUUUUUUAAAGGCCCAAGGCAGUCAUUUUCUGGUGUCCUAAUUUGGGUUUCUGUGAUGUUUCUGUAAGAUUAGUUUCAGGUUGGCAUUUUGGGCAGGAGAGCCUUGGAAGCAAUUUAACAUAAUUUUACCUGCUGGUAGUAUGGUUUUAUAUAGAGAAAACCCAAGAGAACUAACUGAAACUUUCUUAGAUCUAUUUCAUAUAGUUACUUAUCUCCAGGAAUAAACUAAUUUCCUUCUUAUGUAAA
Messenger RNA from Herpailurus yagouaroundi (jaguarundi), 2892 nucleotides. RefSeq names its product coiled-coil domain containing 194 (gene CCDC194). The record is from RefSeq and is a predicted model, not a curated record. NCBI's taxonomy places the organism in Eukaryota, Metazoa, Chordata, Mammalia, Carnivora, Felidae. The coding region runs from base 823 to 1536 and encodes 237 amino acids. The transcript is spliced from 5 exons.